AAUAACAGCUCAGCUUGGUUGUAGGACAGCGGAGGAGCAACUUCAAAAAAACACAGGAGCAGCAGGAACAGGAGGAGCCGACCCACCUACCUACCUACUAUAUAAACCUGUCGUGUUAGUCUCUGUUGGGGCUGCGUUGACUUUGAAAUUGGUUUUUUUUUUUUUCUUAGUCAUAGUAGCCGCUGCUGACAGGAUGAGGACCGGGCUCGCCUCGACAGUCGCAGAUGUUUUCCAUUAAGGUUAAUUUUACCCACGAACUCGGAAACCGUCGGAUUUAGCUGACCCACUUCACGCCCUGUAAGGCUCUGUUCCAGUGGGCUCCUCUGAUCCGCCGCCUGGCUGCUAAUCCACCUCCCCGGCGAUAACUCAUGACCGCGCAUCCUUGUGCCCUGAUGUUCCGGUGAUAUGGGAGAGUGGUGGACAACCGAGACAUCUAUGGAAAACUGUGAGAUCUCCAGCAUAUCACAUGCAACAAUGUCGCCCUCGAGACAGAACAACCUUGUGUCAAUGUAUUCUUUGCCUCUGUUCAAAAGCUCCUACAACGUGAUAAGUGCCUUCUGCACAGAGGAUAACAUUCCUCAGUGCAUUUCAUACAUCAGUCAGGAGCUCGCCUCACUGGGCCUCUCUUCCACAUGCAUCGAGGCCGCCUCACAAGGGGGAGCCGGCCUGAGCGCAGUGCCAGCUCUGAAUGCCAUGUACGAGCUCCUACAGCUUCACAGGCGAAACAUGUGCAACCUCGAGGAGCUCGAGAAAGAACAGCUGAAGAAAUCCAGCACCUUGGAGCACAUACAGAUGAACAAUUCCAGGCUCAAGGAUCAGUUGGAACUCUCUAUUAGGGAGAAGUCUGGUCUGCAUGAGACGGAGAGGCAGCUCCAACUGAAAAUCAAGACUUUACAGAGCUGCUUGAAAACAGAAAAAGAUGAGGUUCAGAAACUCCAGAGUAUCAUCGCGAGCCGUGCCUCUCAGUACAGUCAUGAUGCCAAGAGGAAAGAGAGAGAAGCUGCAAAGCUCAAGGAGCGCCUCAGUCAAUUACUGGUUGACAGAAAAGAUAAGAAACUAGCCAUUGACGUACUGAACUCCUUGGGACGAUCGGAUGGAAAAAGGAGCCACUGGAAAACUGCGAAAGUGACAGCCAGCCACGAGGGUGAGAUGUACAAGUCCUUGCUCAGUGACUAUGAGGCAAGUCAGAGGUCGCUGAUGCUGGAGAACGCUGAGCUCAAGAAAGUCCUCCAGCAGAUGAAAAAGGAGAUGAUACAUAUCCUGAGUCCACGUCAGGCUUCUGCCAGAGGAGCCAGUGCUGACGACAGCCAGGAGCAGGGUGAUUCGGAUGGAGAGGAGAAGGCAGGUGACAACAGCAGGGAAGCUCUGGACCAAUCCUGUGAGCAUGCCAGGGAGCAGCUCACCAACAGCAUCCGCCAACAGUGGAGGAAGCUCAGGAACCACAUGGAGAAAUUGGACAGUCAAGCAUCUCAAGUGCAGAAUCAGCUGGAGUCCAAUAAAGACGUCAUACCUCUGGAGACCCACGAGGAUGAGAUGGAGCGGAUGAGGCGUGAAGUCCAGCAAUGCAAAGAGUUCAUUCAUGCACAACAGCAGCUCCUACAGCAACAACUCAACACAUCCUUUGAUGAGGAGACUGCAGCUCUUCUUAAUGACUGCUACACGCUGGAGGAGAAGGAGCGUCUCAAAGAGGAAUGGAGGCUCUUUGAGGAGCAGAAGAGAAACUUUGAGAGGGAGAGAAAGAACUUCACGGAAGCUGCUAUUCGUCUGGGGCGAGAGAAAAAGGCCUUUGAGGAGGACCGUGCUUCUUGGCUCAAGAAUCAGUUUUUGAACAUGACUCCCUUUACAGACCGAAGGAGAUGUUCCUCGUCGGAUGGUCAGAGUGCCUUAUCAAUUAGAAGUGAGCCAGAGAUCAGGAUGUCUUCAGUGAAAGCUCAGCUGGGUAAAUCAUCCACCUACAAUUCGUUUUCCUCUCCCAAACCUUCACAAAGUGCUGCUGUACCAUCCACAACCGACCUUUACCGGACGCUUCGCCUGAUUCCAGACGGCAGUUCCUCCAGACGUUCGAACCGAGGACACUGGCAGGAGUCCAGCUCCACUGAAGAUGGCGACACCCGGGUCAAGUCAAAAAACAGACUUAGAUGCAGUGACUUGAGUAUCUUCUCUUUGGACGAAGAUGAGAACAGCCUCGCUUGAAGGACUCCAGUGCCUUUUUCUGUUUUGUUUUUCUCUGCAAUGAUGCACUGGACUUUGGCAUCAAUACAUGGCUGAAUUCCAUCAACGCCUGUGAUUUUUUUUUUUUUUUUUUUUAUGGACACACAAAUCAUUCACCAAAGCUGAUCAAACAAAGAAAGCACUUUAAUGCGUCCGCCAUUUCUUACACAAAUCAACACUGACAACUGAGAUUGUAAGCUAUAUUCAGAGGGGGGGUAUCUAUGAAGCAGUGGCUUGAACAUAUUGUAGUUAGAAAUAACUUCCUAUAUGUUUAUUACACCAAAAUGCUUGAGUUUUGAAUCAAAAGUAACAUUAAUGUUUACAUAAUCUAUAAAUUAUGACUUUUAGUAGCGGCAUAUAUUGAAAUUAGAUUGCUGCUGGUCUAUUCCGCAAGUGUAACUGUACAAUAAAGAUAUUUUUUAAUUAAUAA
Messenger RNA from Mugil cephalus (flathead mullet), 2641 nucleotides. It is a transcript of the gene ssx2ipa, whose product is annotated as synovial sarcoma, X breakpoint 2 interacting protein a. Bases 406 to 2193 code for a protein of 595 amino acids. Lineage: Eukaryota; Metazoa; Chordata; Actinopteri; Mugiliformes; Mugilidae. The transcript is spliced from 14 exons. The record is from RefSeq and is a predicted model, not a curated record.